ACUGGCUUGGGUGGCGGUGAAGAGCGGCUACGUCCGAGUAAACUAUCCAUUAACGUCCUUCGAACCGCAUAAAACGGUUCGAUCGUUUUUGUCAUCAGAACCUGGCAGUGCAGUUCCACCCGCCACAGGAGUUAGUUGGUCUCAUCGAGAAGAUUUAAACAUUUUGCAGUUCGAACAAUUCAAAGCGAUGUCGUCCUUGGGUGCAGAAUCACUGCUUCUCGUCGUCUUGUAUGUGUCGGGCUCCAUUGUGACUGGCCAUCCUGUCGACCAUCAAAGCGCCACAGGACUCGAUGCCGCCCUGAGCAACAUAGCGAACAGCGUGGUGGUGGUGCAUGAUGAAACCCAGCAACCGGCAAACGAAUCGGACUCAUCGGAACUGCAUCUCCAGUCGGCCAACGCAAUUCCUCCGUUGCAGCAUAUUGCGGUGAUGAAGGAAGUGCCCCACAUUCACGCGGGUGAAGAAACAACGUUAUUUUCGAACGAUACCGAUUCGAAGAGCGUGAUAGAGCUGACCGUAUUGCCCGUGGGCAGCAAUUCGUCCAGCAUCGACGAUGCGGAGACAAUGAAGGACGAGAAAGAUGAGGAGCAUACCACCGAGCUCACCACUGCGACGACGGAGGAGGAGGAAUCCGUUGAGAUUACCACCGAGCUGGAUACGGAAGCCCUCACCACGGUCGAGCCGGUAACGCGAGGUGCCGAGAAUGUGACCUCCGUGACGGUUAUCACAGUGCUUCACAGUGAACAGGGUGGCCAGCAGACGGAGGAGGAAAUCAAGGAAACGAUCAAGGAAGUGGAAGCGAUGCCCGUCAUACUGACCGUAGGGGUGUAAAGGUGGCAAAACGUGAUCCCGCUAAUCACGUCGGAUCGUAAACAAUAAAGAGCAAAACACACAACAGCGAUUCACACUC
Anopheles aquasalis is the source of this 908-nucleotide messenger RNA. RefSeq lists its product as uncharacterized. The record is from RefSeq and is a predicted model, not a curated record. Lineage: Eukaryota; Metazoa; Arthropoda; Insecta; Diptera; Culicidae.